AACAAAACUUAAUUUCAAACAUAAUAUAUUGCACCCAUCAUAUGGUCCUUCGAGCCGGAUAUCAGCGGCCCGCCGGCCGAGUGAAAAAAGUUCACGUGAAAACAUAACCUUCAACAACCAACAAAACAAGUGAAAAAACUAUUUGGACUCAAGUAAAGUGCUAAUAAACUGUGUUGAACUUAUUCGUGUGAUAAAUAACACUCGGAAACAUGUCGGACAUUGACUCGUUACUUGGAUCGUUAGAAGAUACAGCCCUGUUACUAAGAAAAGCGCAAAUUAACCUUAAAAAGUGUCCUAAGCAACGGUUAACUCAAGGCUACUUAGAAGCACGAUAUGCAAUCCUGGGCGAGUACUGGAGUACCUUCAAGAGUACGCACGACAAGCUCGUAAAAGUUACACCGCGAGACAAACGAGGUGCUAUGCCAUACUUCGUGAACGAGGACUUUUACACCACCGAGGACUUAUACCUAUGUUUACAAGCAGACAUAAAGGAUAUGUUAUUGCAAUUACGAGAGAAAAACAAAGAUUCUGAUGCGAGUACAAGUAAGGAAACCUGUACAGAUGGGCAAGUGAAGUUACCUAGUAUACAAUUGCCGACUUUUAGUGGCAAGUAUGAGGAGUGGCCGACGUACCAUGAUUUGUUUACAACAUUGGUGCACAAUAACACGUCGAUCAGUCAGGUACAGAAGUUACACUACUUAAAAACAAGUGUAUCUCACGAAGCUGAAGUUCUCUUACGACACAUACAAGUAACUGAAAGUAAUUAUACACAAGCUUGGGAUAUUUUGAAAAACCGCUAUGGCAACAAGCGUCUUAUUGUUUCCUCACUACUGAAGAGACUAUUCAAUCAACGGAAAAUUAGUGUACAAUCAGCUGGUUCAAUUAAAAUACUACUAGAUACAACCACUGAAUGCAUUAACAACCUGAAAAAUCAGAAGGUCAGCACCGAUUCCUGGGAUCCAGUAAUUAUAUUUCUGAUUGUACAGAAAUUGGACUCGGAGUCGCACAAAGAGUGGGAGCAAUAUGCGUACAAAGAAGACCCCGAAGCAUUGCCAUCGUGGAGCGACAUGAAGAAAUUCUUAGAAUCAAAGUUCCGCACUCUUGAGCUUGUCACACCGUCUUCAUCCGCACCUGCUACAGAGAAACGUACUGCUACAGUCAUACGUGAACGAACGUACCAUGUCUCGACAACUGAAAAGAAAUGCAUUAUGUGCAAAGAUAAUCACACACUGUGCCACUGCAAGGAAUUUACGAAGAUGGAUCCUGAAGCCAGAAGUACCUAUGUUAAGGACAAUCGACUUUGUUUCAACUGCUUAGUACCAGGACACUCAUCAAUGAAAUGUAAGCUACCAAUGUCCUGCCGCAUAUGCAACCGACGCCAUCAUUCUCUGCUACAUGAGAAUAGGAGCAAUGAACCAGUGUCUUCAUCGAGCAAAUCAACAACACUGGCUUCACAACAUGUAGUAGAAGAGAAAGAAGAAGACGAAGUACAAGUUAACUCAAUGAUGGCAUCACAUAUCAAUACUAAGCGGGGAGUAGCACUAUUAGCUACAGCCAUUGUGGAAGCAACUAAUGAACAAGGUCUCACCAUUCCACUCCGUGCGCUAAUAGACCAAGGAUCAGAAGCAUCAUUCAUCAGUGAGAACGCAGCUCAACUGCUGAAACUUAAAAGACAGCCCAUGAAGGGGAAUGUGCUUGGAGUGGGAUCAACAAAAACAAGCAUAAACCAGUUGGUGCAGCUAAGAAUAAGUUCACGUUUGAAAACAGAAACAUGUUUAUCAAUACAAGCAUAUGUCAUUAAGAAAAAUAUCACGGCAAAGAUACCAAAGAAGAAAAUUCAAAUACAACAAUGGCCUCAUCUCGAGGGGCUUGAACUGGCUGACCCAUCCUACUGCAUGCCUGGAGAUAUAGAUCUACUUCUAGGAGUAAGAGAAUACGCAACAAUACUCAAAUCAGAAUUUAUAAAGGGUCCGCCAGGCACACCUAGUGCUCAGAGAACCAGCCUAGGAUGGAUAUUAUUUGGGGAAGUCAAUGAGAACCCACAAGAAGACACAUUUCUGGUAAUGCAUCACAAAAUUGAUAUUGAUGACAUGCUGAAAUCAAUUUGGGAGAUAGAAACAGACAACAAGAGAUAUUUAACACGAAAUGAGAAACGAUGUGAAGAAAUUUAUGAGACCACAACCACAAGAAAUGAGGAAGGGAGAUACAUAGUCAAACUUCCAUUCAAAAAUGACAGUCCACUAGUAUCAGAAGCAAACUCUAAACAAAUAGCAACGCAGAGAUUCAUGCAAUUAGAAAGAAAAUUUAGAAGAGCAUCAGACCUAAAAGAAGAGUAUACAAAGGUUAUUAAUGAUUACAUUGAACAAGAGCACAUGGAAAGAAUACCUGAAAAAGAAAAAGAUAUAAAAAAAUCAGUAUACUUACCACACCACGCUGUCGUACGCGAUGAUAAGGAGACGUCUAAAACACGCGUUGUGUUCGAUGCAGCCUGUAAGAAUUCAAACAAUGUCUCUUUAAAUGAUGAACUUCUGGUUGGUCCCCAGUUGCAAGAGGACUUGAGAAAUCUCCUGACAAGAUGGCGGAUGAAACGUAUCUGCUUCAUGGCCGAUAUAAAACAAAUGUAUCGCCAGAUAUUAGUCAGCAAAGAUGACGCUGACUAUCAAAGACUGAUCUGGAGACCAAAUGAAAAUAAUGAAUUAGAAGAAUACAGGUUGCGCAGAGUUACCUUUGGUACAUCUCCAGCUCCCUACUUGGCUGUGAGAACACUACAUCAAGUAGCAAAUGACGAAGGCAAAGAAUGCAAACAGGCUACUGAGUCAAUAAAAACAAACUUUUACAUGGAUGAUUUCCUUGAUGGCGCUGAUUCUGUAAAUGAUGCUGUCAAACUUGCCCAAGAAGUCACUGAAAUACUAAAAAAGGGUGGUUUUCUUCUCACAAAAUGGUCGUCAAAUGACAUAGAAUUUAUGAAAUCAAUAGAUGAAGACCAAAGAUCGGUAAAUGCACAAGUAAACUUGAAUCUUGAUGGAACAGUUAAAGCAUUGGGUAUUGUGUGGAAUUUGAGCCAAGAUACAUUCCAGUACAACCUGCGUCCUUCACAACCAUUGAGCAUCAUCACAAAACGUAGCAUCCUAUCUGAUAUUCAGAAACUUUUCGAUCCGCUUGGUUGGAUUGCUCCAAGCACUGUGAUGGCCAAACUAUUAAUACAAAACUUGUGGCUUGAAAAGAUUGGAUGGGAUGACAAAGUAAGUGACGAACUGGAAGAAAGAUGGAAACAGAUAAGAAAUGACUUUACAAAUGUGAAUGAGAUACAAAUGAAAAGAUGGCUUGGAGUAACUGAAACUAAUAAAAAGAAGAUACAGAUGCAUGGUUUCAGUGAUUCUUCAAUGAAAGCAUAUGGAGCGGUGAUCUAUGUAAGAAUUGAAACAGAAGAUAAUGAAAUUGAAACAAGGCUCAUCGCUGCCCGAACUAGAGUAGCCCCGCUUAAAACCAUAUCAUUGCCAAGGCUCGAGUUAUGUGGUGCCCUACUCUUGUCUAAACUCAUGAAGCAAUUUGGACAAGCUAUGAGAAUCCCAACAACAGAUAUGUAUGCUUGGACAGAUUCACAAAUAGUUAUUGCAUGGCUGAGUGGUGAACCUAAUCGAUGGAAGCCUUUCGUUGCCAACCGUGUCGUUGAAAUCGUAGAAAAUCUAAACAAUAAUCAAUGGUAUCAUGUACAGUCGAAGGAAAAUCCCGCUGACUUGACCUCACGAGGAAUGUUGCUUUCUGAACUUAAGCAAUGUGACCUGUGGUGGAAAGGGCCAAAAUGGUUAACUGAAACAGAAAUAGAGAUGAGUAAACCAGAGAUUACAAAGACAGAACUAGAGAAACGAAAAACAAAAGAAGUGUGCACGUUAACAAAGGAAGAAGACCUAGAAAGCAAGAAAGAGAAAGUAUACACAAAUUUGAAUGUAACAACUGAGAAGAGUAAUAUAGAAGAAAAACCAUUAACGGAACAAUUUGAACAAUUCGAAAAUUUGAAACAGCUUAUUAGAUCAAUAUCACUAUGCAGAAGAUUCCUAAACUACAAGAAAGUAAAGGACACAGAAUUACCAUUUACAACUGAAGAAUUAGAGAACACUUUACGAACAUGUAUUAAACUAUCACAAACAGAAGAGUUUGGAGAAGAAAUUGAUAAAUUGAAAAUGAAGAAACAAGUAAAGAAUACGAGUAAAUUGAAAUCAUUAAAUCCGUAUUUGGACGAGCACCAGAUCCUCAGGGUGGGCGGUAGAUUACAGCACGCAAAUAUAAGCUAUGAAAGCAAACACCCAAUCAUUCUUGGUAACAAAAAUUGCCUGACAAAUCUGAUAGUAGCUGAUGCUCAUUUGAAAACACUGCAUGGAGGCGUACAGCUUACAAUGUCCUACCUAAGGUCCAAAUAUUGGAUAGUAAGAACCAAAGGAUUGGUGAAAUCACAUAUCCACAAAUGCCUGACUUGUGCCAAACACAGCGCUAUUGCAAAGAAGCAGAUUAUGGGAGAAUUGCCCAAAGUGCGCGUAACACCAGCACGAGCAUUCAUACGAAGCGGCGUUGAUUUUGCCGGGCCUUUUCAUGUACUUUUCUCUAAAGGACGAGGAGCUAAGACAAACAAAGCCUACAUUGCGAUAUUUAUAUGUAUGGCUACCAAAGCUAUUCACUUGGAGUUAGUUGGAGAUAUGACUUCACAAUCAUUUAUUGGUGCCUUCAAAAGAUUUGUGGCGAGGCGCGGUAUAUGUUCAGAUUUAUGGAGUGAUCAGGGCAGAAAUUUUGUCGGCGCCAAUAAAGAGUUGCAAGAGGCAUGGCAAGAAGCCAAACUAGAAUUUACUGGAGAAAUUGAGGAUUCCUUGGCAUCUGAUGGUACCCAAUGGCAUUUUAUUCCAGCAUAUAUCCCAAAUAUGGGAGGUCUAUGGGAGGCCGGGGUGAAAUCCAUUAAGCACCACCUAAAAAGAAUACUUACCACCAACCUGACCUUUGAAGAAAUGACGACCGUUCUCUGCGAAAUCGAAGCAUGCCUUAACUCACGGCCGCUAUGCCCGAUUGAUGAGGCCGAUACUGAUAAUAUGGACAUCCUGACACCUGGUCAUUUCCUCAUAGGAGAAGCACCGAGAGCAAUCCCUACGCCGAAUUUGAAUAACACGAAGAUAAGUACACUGUCAAGAUGGCAGCAUACCCAAAAACUGGUUCAAGAUUUUUGGAAGAGAUGGGUUCAAGAAUAUCUGACUAGACUCCAACAAAGACCUAAGUGGAUGAACAAACAAGAUGAAUUUAAGACAGGCCAGAUAGUCUUGAUAAAAAAUGAUAAUUUACCCCCUGGUAAAUGGGCUCUGGGACGCAUUACAGACAAACACCCAGGGCCAGAUGGUUAUACCAGAGUGUAUAGUGUCAAAAGUGGUGACAGUGUAAUUAAAAGAUCAGUGACAAAAUUGUGCUAUUUGCCUAUUGACAGUGAUACUAAUUAAUUUUGAAAAUUAUUUGAUUUCUUUGUCAUACCUAGGUUAAAUUUAUAAUUAUCUAAAGCAUUAUUUAAAUUGAAUUGUCAUAAAGUUAAUAUUUUUAGUAUAAACCAAGACUGUAACUUUUUCUAUCUUGGUACCUAUUUAGAUUUCAUUAAAGUUUGUAAAAGGACACAUAGUCCUUUUGGUGGGCGGUAUGUUCUGUGUAUUCUUGCAUGUGUAAAAAAAAAAAAAAACAACUGUCACUUUUUAGGAUUCAA
This is a messenger RNA of Plutella xylostella (diamondback moth), 5728 nucleotides long. The record is from RefSeq and is a predicted model, not a curated record. NCBI's taxonomy places the organism in Eukaryota, Metazoa, Arthropoda, Insecta, Lepidoptera, Plutellidae.